Nilaparvata lugens (brown planthopper) is the source of this 9424-nucleotide messenger RNA. It is a transcript of the gene Ac13E, whose product is annotated as adenylate cyclase type 9. The record is from RefSeq and is a predicted model, not a curated record. Lineage: Eukaryota; Metazoa; Arthropoda; Insecta; Hemiptera; Delphacidae. Gene Ontology annotation, biological process: cyclic nucleotide biosynthetic process; intracellular signal transduction; adenylate cyclase-activating G protein-coupled receptor signaling pathway. Gene Ontology annotation, molecular function: adenylate cyclase activity.
AUUUGUGUUUAUGUGUUAAUUAUUAACCUUGUAAUUUUAAUACACAAUCUAUGAACUCUAAAAUCCUCUAUCCUUGUCAAACUUAUAAUGUAUAUUUUUUAUUUUGCUCAGUAUGUUGAAGUUUUACCGACAUUUAUUUAGUUUAACUCCAAUUCCAAAGUAUAAGAGCUCAUCAUUCCAAUAAGAUGAGUUAAAAAGCGGGUGUGGUGAUGUUGGAGACCGUUGUGAUCAAUGGCUGCGAAACACGGUCCCAGUCGGCUGACCGAACGUCGCGCCACUUCGGUCAGCUUUUCGCGCGAACGCGACGAGAUCAAUGUCACCGACAAUGACGAUGAUGAUGACAUGCAAAUUUCGCUGGCACCCCACAUCCAGGCCUAUCUGGCUCACAGCAGUCAGCGUGUCCAGGUUUGCGGCAUCCUGGUCCCGGUUCCCUUUGAGCGAGCGGCUCGAAGCUCGUGGUGGAGUCCUCGGUUCGACUCGGAGGUACUCGAGAACCAGUACCAAGCCAGCGCCUUUCCCCAGAUUCGUCUCCGAUUUCGCUAUUGCCUGCUGUACAUGUGCCUGGUUUCACUGACAUGGUGUGUGUACCUGAUGAGCGGGGGCGUGUCCAGUCAACCGGUGGGCGUGGCCAGUCAACCAGAGGGCGUGGCCAGUCAACAGGUGGGCGUGGCUUACGGCCUGUUCACACUGGCCAGCUGUCUGGUGCUGGUGUCAACCGGCCUUGCCCGCUUCCAGCAGCUGCACCGUUUGGUCGCCCUACUGGCCACACUCCUCAUGUACGGCCUCUCACUCUACGGGGCCACACCUCUCAGUCCGGCCUCUCAACUCGCGCUCUGUGUGCAGAUCAUCAUGCUCGUCUACACAGUGGUACCACUACCGUUGUACGCAUGCGUGCUGCUGAACGCAGGCUACUCGGCCGCAGUGGAGUGGGUGGCAACCGCGACCGGAACCGGAAGUGGAACCGGAAGCGGCUGGCUGCCGCGACUGCUGUGUCACUGUGCGGUGCACAUUGUCGGCGUCCACACUCUGGUGAUGACCGAUGUGCGCAUGCGCGGCACCUUUAUGAAGGUCGGGCAGUCGCUGUUGGUGCGCCGACAACUGGAGCUCGAGAAACAGCUGAAGGAGAAGAUGAUUCAUUCGGUGAUGCCUCCAAAGGUAGCGGCUUGGUUGAUGUCGGAAGCGGGGCGCAGCCGUCGGGAGAGUCGGCGGUCGAGGGACGACUCGGUCGGUACUGAGUCCGACUCGUCCGACACCGAAUGCGAUUCUGAGUCCGACUCCAGUGACAUACACUCUCUGUUCCGGCCGUUCAAUAUGAUGCAGAUGGAGAACGUGAGUAUCCUGUUCGCGGAUAUAGUGGGGUUCACGCGGAUGAGCUCGAGCAAGACGGCCGCCGAGUUGGUGGCUCUGCUCAACGACCUGUUCGAGCGCUUCGACGACGUGUGUGCGGCCACUGGCUGCGAGAAGAUAUCCACGCUGGGCGACUGCUACUACUGUGUGGCCGGCUGUCCCGAGCCACGCCCUGAUCACGCCGUCUGUUGCAUCGAGAUGGGACUCAAAAUGAUAGUGGCGAUAGGGGAGUUCGAGCGUGAACGGGGUGAGGAGGGUGCGGGGGUGAACAUGCGCGUGGGCGUGCAUACGGGCACUGUGCUGUGCGGCAUAGUGGGCAGCAGACGGGUCAAGUUCGACGUGUGGAGCAAUGACGUAAGGUUGGCCAACAAAAUGGAGUCGACCGGACAGCCGGGGCGGGUGCAUUUGUCGCAGGCCACCAGGGCGUUCCUCGGCGACCGCUACCUGCUCGAAGACGGGCCUUUAGUUGAAGAUUUGAAAACGUACUUUGUGCGGUGUCGCCGAGACGAGUGGCAACUGCAGCGGGCGGAGGAGAGGGUGGAAGCCACGCCCCCUUUCACAGUUGCCGCCUCCCUUCCCCCUCUCGUGCCCGUUGUCUGUUCCCGGCCCUCUACCCCCACCACGCCCACCGCAAUUCCCCUCUCCGUCCACAUCAAGCGCUCCUCGUUGGCCGAGGCGCUCUGCUACUCGCAGACGCUUGCCGAGCGACCGAAACGCAAGUCGCCGCGGUGUCGCUCGCCGUCGCUGCUGGCGUCGGGCGACAGUAGCAAGGCGUCGUCGCUGCCUAGCGUGUUUGUCGUCGUUGACGCCGAGGGCGACAAGCGACAGUCGAUGGUGUUUGUCAAACGGCGCUCGCCCGGGAACCCAACGGUUGACUGCAAGUACUCAAAGCUCGCUACUGCUGACGUUGAUCAAGCUAGCAUAGAAGCUGCACACAAGUUGAAUGACUCCGGUUCACUGUCAAGGCUCAGAACACCUUCACCCGAGGUCAAUUUGAAAACGUACUUUGUGCGGUGUCGCCGAGACGAGUGGCAACUGCAGCGGGCGGAGGAGAGGGUGGAAGCCACGCCCCCUUUCACAGUUGCCGCCUCCCUUCCCCCUCUCGUGCCCGUUGUCUGUUCCCGGCCCUCUACCCCCACCACGCCCACCGCAAUUCCCCUCUCCGUCCACAUCAGCGCUCCUCGUUGGCCGAGGCGCUCUGCUACUCGCAGACGCUUGCCGAGCGACCGAAACGCAAGUCGCCGCGGUGUCGCUCGUCGUCGCUGCUGGCGUCGGGCGACAGUAGCAAGGCGUCGUCGCUGCCUAGCGUGUUUGUCGUCGUUGACGCCGAGGGCGACAAGCGACAGUCGAUGGUGUUGUCAAACGGCGCUCGCCCGGGACCCAACGGUUGACUGCAAGUACUCAAAGCUCGCUACUGCUGACGUUGAUCAAGCUAGCAUAGAAGCUGCACACAAGUUGAAUGACUCCGGUUCACUGUCAAGGCUCAGAACACCUUCACCCGAGGUUCGAAGCAGGGGUGUGGGUACGACCAACCUCCCCCUCCACCAGGACGAGAUGAGUGUCUGCCCUUCGAUCAGCAGUCGGAAGGACUCGGGCAUCCGAAGCAACAGCCGACGCAGCAGUAUACAGCAACAGUUGCUGACGAUGAACGGAAUAAUGCAGGGAGAGCUGUUGACGCAUCGCGUGAGUGGCUAUUACACUUCUAGUCAAUCCACUAUCAACGACGGACAUAGACCUGAACACAGGAAAAAUCUAGCUCAACUGCCAUCCCCUUUUACGGAUGAUAUGGGCGUAUGCUUCCAGAAACUGAGAAAACAGUCUGACCUGCAACUUAUCAGAUGUGUACAGGAUAACAGUUUGUCGCAACGCAGCUACUUUGUGAAGGCUCCGCUGUCAAAGGUGUCGCUAUUUUUCAAGCAGCCGGGUCUCGAACAGCAGUUUAGGAAGAAGGCCUACAAGACGUUCAACAGCGACGCCGCUACGCUGGCCACGGCACGCUUCAACACCUAUCUCGACAUUGCCGUCUGUCUACUGGUGAUGAUGGUGGUGACAGUGACGUCACUACUGCAUCCAGCCGGUGUCUCCACCUGGUGGAUGUCUGUGGCGUGUUGCCUGUGGCUCAUAAUGGUGGCAGCCGUCGCUCUCUGUCUGCACUCUCUCUUCUGUCCCUCUCGACCGGCCCUCUCGCUCAAACGCUGCAUGAGUUGGCAGCCCUGGCACUACCUGGGCGCCAUUUUAGUCAGUAUGCCCGUUGUGUUGGUACUGUCCAACACGCACACUCUUGCCAACACGCACCACCAUUACAGCUGUCUGCUCUACAUCGGUCUCAUUCACUUCUGCAACUUCACUCAGCUCAACUGUUGGAUGAAAAGUGUUCUGGCCACUCUAUUUAGUCUACUCUACAUCGUUGCUUGCAUUCCAGUUGCCAGCAAUUCUUCUUGCCUGACAUUCCCCAACCUUAAUAGUUCUAGUAGUAACCCACCGUUUGUCAACGAUCGAAUAAUACACGACAAACGUUUGUCUUCGAACAGUUUUAAUGUAGAUAGUAGUAACCCACCGUUUUUAAACGAUAGAUUAAUAGGGAACAUACACAGCGAUGACAGGCGUUUGUAUUCAAACAGUUUUAAUUUAGAUAGCUUAAGUAGUAACCCUUCCAAAGAUCAAGUACCACAUAACGGUCCGUUUCUUGACGAACCCAAGAGAGAUAGACAGUUUUCUUCGACCAAUCAAGAUGCACACAACAGUCAAUUUUGGAUGAAUCAAAGAGUGACGAACAGCCUUCUUCAAACGUGGAUAGUUCAAGUAGAAGCCCACCGUUUUAGAGAUACUACAGCAAACGAUUUGCAUUCAACUCUCAAUAAUCCAUCGAUCGAUGAGCCCAAGAGAGACAGGUCUUCAAAACAUUUUAACAUGGUUAGUUCUAGUAAGAGCCUACCGGUUUUCAACGAUAAGGAGCUAGAAGAUGUGGAAGCUAAGAGAGAUAAUAGUCAGUCUUUUUCAUACAAUUUUAACGUGGAUAACUCCAGUAAGAGCCUACCGUUUCACAACAAUAGAGAACUAGCAGAUAAGAAUCGUAAAAGCCCAACGUAUUACAGCGAUAAGAAACUAGAAGAUGAGCGUAGCUUUGUCGUUGAGAAUUCAAAGACAGACGAGAAACAGUCUGAUGUUUUGAAUCUAUUGAACCGCUAUCAGGAUGAUGAGCUAAAGGAGAGGAAUAUUGAAAUUUUAUCUGUGUUUCCGCCAGCUGAAGAUAAGAGGAUUGUGAAACGUUCAAAUGAUGACAGCACUCUCAACGAUGGGAAAGUUAGUGUGGGACAACCUGAUUUGAUUGAAAACUUGUCCAAGUCGAAGGAAGACUUGAUUAAAUUUGCAGAUUUGGAGAAGGGAUUGGCUGGAGAUUCUUCGGAUUUGAGUGGAAAUAUUAUAUCUUUCUCUUCACUAGUUGGAAAUUCAAUUGAACCUGUUGCCUCUCCUCUUAGAGAUGUGAGUCCUAUUGUGGAAGGCUCCAGAGUGAAUGCGAGCGGUGAUGCCGAGGAUUGUAUGGAAGACAAGAAGCAGUUGCUGAUGGAAACCUGUCUGGACGUGUUGCUACUUGUGCUGCUGGUUUGGUUCCUGAACCGUGAACUGGAGAUCAGCUAUCGGCUGAGUUGGCAUGGCAACGCGGUCGCCGCUAAGGACAGGCAACGGGUGCAGGCUAUGAAGGACCAGGCAGACUGGCUGUUACACAACAUAAUACCGGAGCACGUGGUGGAGCAACUGAAGACAACGGCGCGUUACUCCCAGAACGUGACCAAUGCGGGAGUACUGUUUGCCAGCAUUGUCAACUUUGCCGAGAUGUACGACGAGUCCUAUCUAGGUGGCAAGGAGUGUCUGCGUGUACUCAACGAACUGAUCAGCGACUUUGACGAGCUACUGGACUGUGAGCGAUUCUCGAUGGUGGAGAAAAUCAAGACGAUAGGCAGCACUUACAUGGCCGCAUCAGGCCUCAACCCCGAGACCAGGGAGGCCUGCGCCUCACAGCAGCCCAACCUGCACCUCUAUCAGCUGAUGGAGUUCGCCAUUGCCCUCCAGCAGGUCAUCAACACCUUCAAUCGAGACCUGCUCGAGUUCAACCUCAUCAUAAGGAUUGGCGUGAACUUUGGAGACGUGACGGCCGGCGUGAUAGGCACGUCGAAGCUGUACUACGACAUCUGGGGUGAUGCAGUCAACAUUGCCAGUCGAAUGGACUCGAUCGGAGUGGCCGGUCGCAUCCAGGUGCCCAGUCACACCCUGCAUGUCUUCAGCCAAUGGUAUGAGUUUGCACCGCGCGGCCCUCUCUAUGUCAAAGGCAAAGAUCUGAUGCACGUUUACCUGCUGACUGGGCCAAAGUCUAAUGGAGUGGUGCCUAUUGUGGAACGACGGCCAUCAGAGGGAGUCACAGAGUAACAGAGCUGCCAGAAAGUGGCUGGUGAUGGCAUCAAGUAGGCGAUGGUCAUCAGAGGAAGUCACAGAGUAACAGAGCUCACUGGAUACGCCACAGAGUAUAGCAGGGCUGAGGACUGUAGCUGUAGAUGGCACCAAGUGACCGACGGCCAUUAGAAGGAGUCACAGAGUAACAGAGCUCACUGGACACGCCAUGGAGUAUAGCAGGGCUGAGGACUGUAGCUGUAGAUGACACCAAAUGACCGACGGCCAUUAGAAGGAGUCACAGAGUAACAGAGCUCACUGGACACGCCACGGAGUAUAGCAGGGUUGAGGACUGUAGCUGGUUAUGGUACCAAGUAAACGAUUGCCAUCAGAGGGAGUCACAGAGUAACGGAGCUCACUGGACUUGAGGCUUCCACCACAGAGUGCCUGCUGAUGGUACCAAGUAAACGACGGUCAUUAGAGGUAGUUACAGGGUAUCAAGUUUUUGUAAAAGGGGUAUGAAUUUUUGGGUAAUGAAGAGCCUCACUAAAAUAUCGAUUGACCUGAAUGGCUCAGGUCUGGUGACAGAGUUUUUAGGUCGCACCUGAUCUCAAUAUUUCAAAGACUCUCUCAUUACUGAUUCUAAGCAGCCUGGACCGACGGACUUUGUGUUCACGGGUUUGAUCAGAGAAUAAUAUCUUGGCCGGUACGAUUUGAACUCGAUUUACAGAGUGGGAAUUCAAUAUUCAACAAAGCAAAAUGUUUGUAUUUAGUUUACACUACAGGGUACAGACUAGACAAGGUGAAAUAAUAUUGGUCGUAUAUCAAAUUCUUGUAUUUGAGUUUGUGAAAGUUCAAACAUGAAAAGAACAAAUUGAUGGAAGGACAAUAAAAAACAAUUGCCUCUCAAGAUAAUUGAAAAUUAAAUGUCUAAUAUUUUCAACUGAUUUUAUGGAUUUAAGGAUAGAAAUUGGGUAUUUGAAAUGUUUAUAGUCAACACUGAAAUUGUAAAGUCAAUUUGUAUUAUUUUUGUUGUUGGGGAGUCCCUUACUGACUAAAUUCUAAUUCUGUAUUCCUAUUUUAUUGGUAAAGUUGAACAAAACUAUAUCUUAUUAACAACAUAUUUCUUGCACAAAUUUAUGCUUGGAAAAAUCAAUUCAAUGAGGAAUAUAUUGCAUUUUCUUCAAUAUUGAAAUGCAAUAUACUAUAUGAUAAUUCUUAAGUUUCAAGCUAUUGAAUGAUUUGACUUUCUAUUAUAUUUAGUAGUAUUUGUAAUAAACCAAAUUUCAAACUUUUGUGUUCAUAAAACUAGUUUUUUCAUCCAAUAGUAAUGAACUAGCUUGCUUUAUAUGGUUAUUAAACCAAGAAUAACUAGAAUAACGUUUCCUAAACAGUAUGAGUUACUAUAUUCAAUUAACUACUAUUUUUUUUCUUAGUAACAUUGAGCUUUAUCAUGUGCCGAAUAUUUUACGAAUAUGGCUAAAAACAUAAAGCACUGAAUUAGCCUACAGAGCUCUUUAAAAGCUUUUAAUUCCUAUGUAAUUGUAUAAGCUUUAUCAUGUGCCGAAUAUUAUACGAAUAUGGCUGCAAAAGUUGAAAGUUGAAGCACUGAAUUAGCCUACUGAGCUUUUUACAAGCUUAUUAAUUCAUAUAUAAUUGUAAUAAUUAUUAGAUAAAAUUGAAUUUGAAUUAUUUAUCUCUUUAUAUAAAUGUAUUCUUUGCUGGAGAUUCCGUUUUUGGAUACAGCGGUACUGAUCAUGUAGAAGUAAUAUGCAUUUUAUUAACCAAAUCAGUUAUAAGAUAAUGAAGCUUGACUCAUUUAAAUAUCUUACUAUUGUAAAACUUGUGAGAGUUUUUGAAUUGUAUAAAGAAAUGAUUUUGUUGAUUAACAUUCCAACUUUUUGAACAUCAGGAAUGCCAUAUAAAAUUUUUAAUAAUUAUAUACAAAAUAUAAUACAUUAUCAUCUUAAAAGCCUGAUUAUUGUAGUACCACAUAAUUAAUAACUAUUAGUAUAACUUUAUAAGCUUAAUAAUAUUAAUAAUGCUUAUGCAUAGACAGUUUAUUACAUUCCUAUCAUAUAAUACUAAUAUAAUAUUAUUUUCAUAAGAUAUUGUGGAAGGAAUAUUUAAUUCAAUUUAUUCACAACACACUAGAAUACAAUGAGAAAAUCUCAUUAUGAUCAAAAAUAUGAUUCAAAUUUGAAACUAUGAUAAUAUAAUAUCACAUCAAGUAUUUUUGUUGCUUGUUAAAUUCAUUUUGGAUCAGCUUGUUUUGUAAAAUGAAUAUAUUUCAUCACAUUUACUAGAUACUAGAUUCGCUUAUAUUAGAUAUAAGCUGAUAAUUAGAUUCUCGCCAAACUAGAGUGAGGAGAUAUUAAUUAAUAAUACAGGGUCUUUCUAAAUGAUGGACCCAUUUUCAAAAUUUGAUAUUUAUUAAAGUAAAAAUGCAAAAUGGACAACCUUAAUACCAAUGGAAAAAGAAAGUUUCAAAGUUUUUUCUAAUACCUUACAAGUGUUCAAUAUGGUCUCCGGCUGCUGCACGAUCUGCGGAACCGUAUCACUGCUGCCGUGCACUCAAUAACAUCAGAUACGCUUUCUCGCGUGUGGGACGAGUUUGGCUACCGCGUAGAUGUUUGCCGUGCAGCAGCCGGAGGCCGCAUUGAACACUUGUAAGGUAUUAAAAAAACUUUGAAACUUUCUUUUUCCAUUGGAAUUAAGGUUGUCCAUUUUGCAUUUUUACUUUAAUAAAUAACAAAUUUGGAAAAUGGGUCCAUCAUUUAGAAAGACCCGGUAUUAUUAAUUAAUAUCUCCUCACUCUAGUUUGGCGAGAACCUAAUUAUCAGCUUUUCUAGUGACUUCCGAUCUCUAGAAUAUAUUUUCUCAGAUGUUCUUCUUCAGGCAUAAUUAUUAAUUUUUCUUGAUCUUCACUUCUAAAAUUAUUUACGAAUUUGAGUAUGGCUUUUGUCUGAUUUAAUUUGUGAUUAUACAACUGAUGAGAUCACUUGAUUGGUCAGAAACGAAAACGCAACUUUCAUAGUGCGGAUAUGGACAUUUAUCUCUUUUUUUAUAAUUCCAGUAUUUCCUUUCCGUUCCAUAUAUUAUAUAAUUUUCCAGUAUAGUUCCUAGUUACUUUCUUGGCCUUAGUAUAUAGUUUCUAGUCCUUGUUUCUUAGUCAAAUAAAUAACAUCUAUUCAUACCCGUUUUUUAAUUUAUCAAUAUCUAGUUCAUUCAUUUAUUUCAAUUUUGUUCAUAAUCACAUCUAAUUUAAUCUAUUAUAAUAAAUUAUAAUACUAAUUGAGACGUCUAUGAUAUUUGUUAUUUUUCUGUUAUGAAUCGUGAAACGUUAUAUCAUUGCUCUGUUAUUUAGUGUAAUAUAUAUUUAUACAUUACAAAUGUAGUUCUUAUAAUAAUUAUAUAAAUAUUUUUGUAAGUUGAACUCAUUCUACGACUCAAUUUAUUAGUCAUAUCUCCAAUAUUUCCAAUAGGUACCAUUAUCGUUUAUGCUAUUUUGCCGCUUUGCUCCAAUGAAAAAUGCUGUUAUAUGUGAUUUCACUUCUAAACUUCAAGUCAAAUUAUUACUUGUCUAGAAUAUUAUUGAUUACCGUACGUAUAUUAACAACAUUAUUUUUAUAUAGUUAAUCUUGUAAUAAUUCAUUAAUAAAUGGAUCACCCAUUCUUGGGUUUUCAUUAU